AUGGUGGGCCAUGGUCUCGAGGUAGUCGAUGGUUUUGGGGCGACUCGGCUCCUCCAGCACUUCGAUCUCGGCGACUCGGCCGAGAUCGGCCUGCAGGCCUUUACGGCUUUGCGUGCCAGCGAUUUAGCGGAGCUUUCCGCGGCAGUGAGCGAUCCACAGGCAGAGAGGGGAGGUUCGUUUGGGGGCGGUUUGGAGGAGUAUGAGGUGUGCAUGCAGUACCAGGCAAGAGAUGGAAGAGAGACGGGGGAGAAGAGAGAAGGACAAGCCAAUGGCAGCCAAGAACUGGAGAUGGACUCACGCCAUGCGAGCUCCAUGGCCUCGGUCCUCACGUCGGGCGUCCCGGCCACAACGGUUCGGGAUGUGUUUCGCAGGGCCUUUGGAAUCGAUUCCCAGAUCCAGUGUGCGGUGAUGAUUGCCAGCCGCGAGCCGAGGCGCUGGGCAAAGAACUUGAACCACCACAGGCUUAUGACUCGUGGUGGUCCCGGCGAAGGGGACCAAGAGAUGCACCGAGCCCUGUGGCGCGAAAUGAAUCGCACUCCUCAGGUGUGGUCGGGACCGGAGGCGGUGGCGAACUUGGGCCCGGGGGGCCGGGAGCCUUGCGAACUCCAAGGCCUGGCGAGGCAAGAGCUUCAAGAGGCGCUCCAGGCGAACACCGAGGCUUCGGGAGCGGAGGAAUUGCAGGCGCUCCAGCGACGGCUCCAGGAGUUGGCUUUGAAGUGCUCGCAUUUGGAGCUGCAAUGCCAAGAUGAGGGCAGCAGCCUUGAGGGAUUGAAAGAAGAAGAGGAGCAAGCACAAGAGGCUUUAAGGCUGGCGCGCCAAAGUGAGCUCACAGCCAAGAAGGACUCUGAGCUUCUGAGACAAAGCAUUUCAGAGCUUCGUGCCCAAUGUGAAGGUCUUCCCUCGGAGCCAGCAGAGGAGGUGGUCCUUCGCGGCUUGGGGCUUCCAAGGCAAGAGCAAUCCUUGCAGGAAAUCAUGGAAAGGCUGAAGAUGGAGAAAGACUUCGUGCUGGCAGAACUGAUGGAGGAUGAGAAGCAACUUGAGGCCCGGCGCCGGGCGGAAGAGCUGUCCCUGCAGCUGAAGACGCUGGAAGAGGCUCAGCCUCGUUUGAGGGAACGUGCAGCCAAGGUUGAGCAAGAGAAGAGCCUGGAAGGUGAUGCCAUCAGUGGGCUUGAGGAUCUCCGUGCAGAGGCCAUCGCGUUGCAAACGGAGAACCAACUUCUCAAGCGCCAGCAGGUGGAGUGGCGACGCUCCCAGACGCUGAUGUUGCGCUUGGCAGAAGACAUGCAGAAGCGGCCUCCCAAGGCAACUCCAGACGAUGAAGGACUCGAUGCUGAAGAGAAACUUGAAGAAGUACUUCAAGGCAACCAGGAGAUGCGGCGGCGUAUUCAGAAGUUGCAGAAUGAGAAGGAGGACUUGCUUCAGCGCCGACGUGGGUUGGACGCCUUCAUCCGUUCCCGUGUGCCGAGAGUGGAGAUGGGGCCGAACGCGCUGGCGAAGCGCACGAGCUCAUAUCCACCGUCGCCCUGA
This is a messenger RNA of Durusdinium trenchii, 1527 nucleotides long. Lineage: Eukaryota; Dinophyceae; Suessiales; Symbiodiniaceae. The record is from the annotation of a GenBank genome assembly.